AUGUCAUAUUUGCCGACCUAUUCCGAUGAUUUUCAAACUGGUCAACAAGGCCGUAGGCAGCGUAGUAACGAUAAUGAGAAUGGUCAGGACCACGGAUAUGGUCAACAAUCAGUGCCGAUGGUAAUCAAGAGGCUUUUCAAGACACCAAGGAACUUGGACGUCGAGACUGCCAGUUGGGAAAUGUUCCAUUUGAUUUUCCAUCCAAGAAAAGCCUAUAGAUCGAUAUACUAUCAACGACAAACGAAAAAUCAGUGGGCAAGAGAUGAUCCCUCUUUUUUUAUCUUUCAAAUAGUCCUGAUUUCCAUAAGUUCAGUUACUUGGUCGAUUUAUAAUUCAGGAUUUAAGAAUGAUGGUGUGAGUAUGGGGUUUUUUGGCAUUAUGGGCCAUUUUUUUAAAAGUUUAAUAAUGAUGGUUGUUUUGGAUUUUUUCAUAUUUGGAUUCAUUAUGGCAACGAUUUUUUACGUUUUGCUGAAUAGAUCAUACUUCAAGUUCAAAUCUAGUCGUAAUACCGUGGUGGAGUGGGCUUAUUGUUUUGAUGUUCAUUGUAAUUCAUUUUUAAUCAUCUUGCUGUGCCUGUACUUCAUUCAAUUUUUACUGUUACCUGUAAUUAAUCUGCAAAAUUGGAUUUCCUUACUGAUUGGUAAUUCGCUAUAUUGUUUCGCCAUAGGUCAUUAUUUUAUUUUGACGUUCUAUGGAUAUAACCAAUUGCCAUUUUUGAAAAAUUUGAACUUCAUACUUCUACCAACAUUAGGAUUGUCAAUAAUCUAUCUCAUUAGCUUAUUUGGCAUCGACCUCUCGAAAAGAUUGAGUUUCUAUAAUUAUUGA
This is a messenger RNA of Saccharomyces kudriavzevii IFO 1802, 825 nucleotides long. It is a transcript of the gene GMH1, whose product is annotated as Gmh1p. Bases 1 to 825 code for a protein of 274 amino acids. NCBI's taxonomy places the organism in Eukaryota, Fungi, Ascomycota, Saccharomycetes, Saccharomycetales, Saccharomycetaceae. The record is from RefSeq and is a predicted model, not a curated record. Gene Ontology annotation, cellular component: Golgi membrane. The transcript has a single exon.